AUGAUCGGCAUCAACGACCACAUCUAUCUCUCACCCGCAUGGGCACCAGGCGCCGGCGAGCCGUACAUGGUCGCUCGAGUCAUGGAGUUUGUCACCGCAGCUUCCUCCCGCAGUGGUGCAGCAGCGCUCGCAAGCUCAUCCGGCACGCUGCAAGUCAGAGCCAAUGUCUUCCUCCGCAUGCGCGACAUCAGCCUUCGCAGCACCAACGAUCCUCGCCUACUCGUCGCCACCAUGCACUCGGACGUCUUCAGUCUCGAAAACGUGCGUGGCAUCUGCGAAGUCCGCCACCGAGACUUGAUAGGCUCAGGCACCGCGCCGGACGUCACUCAGUGGAAGAAGAAGGAGGACCAUUUCUACUACUACCAGCUCUACGACCGCUACAUCCAUCGCUUCUACGACGUCGUUCCCACCGAAAAAGUUCAGAACGCGCCACCAGAGGUGCUCACCACGCUGCGUACUCGCUACUCUUUCGUCGUCGCCGAGACCGGCAUGAUCAACGACCUCACCGACGCUCUUCGAGGAUGCGCCGUCUGCCACCGUUGGGCAUCAGGUCCUGAAUCGGUUCGCUGCGACACUUGCAAGAAGUUCUUCCACAUGAAAUGCCUCAACCCACCACUCGUCUCCAAGCCUGCCAAAGGAUACAGCUGGACCUGCGCACCAUGUUCGCGCCGACACGAGCAGGAUGUCGAGCUCACUCUACACACGGGAGGACAGCUCAUGUCGGCCUCUUCGAGCGCCAAUGGCGGCACGUCCAACAGCCAACCUAGGUAUCAGAUCACAGCUGUUGCCAACAGAGGCCGUGGCGCGCCGCGUGGCCGUGUUCGACAGUCUCUCAUCAGGCGAGGCACUGCAGGCAGAGGUGAUGACCUGGUUUCAGCGAGCAACACCCCCGACAGCAGCCCUGUGCCCGAAAAGACGAACGACGAUAUUCGCGGCACACGUUGCUUCAAUCGCUGGCCCUAUCGCUACUUCGGUCAGCAUACGAACGCUAUGGACGUGCUUGAUCCACAUGACUCGGUCUAUCCCAUCGCGACCACUCGACUUGGACCAAAAUACCAGGCGUCCCUACCCACGUGGGAAGAGCAGCAGGAGGCGGGUCUCGGCGUACACUGCCGCACCAAGGAGAAGAUCAAGGAAGAUGAGGCCGCAGCAACCGCAGCGGCAACAGGCGAAGAAGCAGCGCUUUCAGCGAGCGCAGUCCAGCCCAGCGCUCCACCCACGAACUCACACAAGAAGAAGGGCCGACCUUUCAAGCGCAAGCGUGAGGCUGCCGAAAGGUCCGACACUCCUACCACGGGUACUAGCACUCCAGCCGCUGCGCCUAUCCCGCUCUCUACGGAGGAUCCCGAAUUCGAGCGAGGCGGUGAUACGAGCGUCGAAGCCAUCUUCUUGCCAUCUAUGCCAGAGAACGAGCAGGUGCUUAACGCAUACGUCCAAGCUGUGCAAUCGCACUUCAAGACAGUCCCACCUCAUCAUGUUGAUCUGCUCAAUCGCACUCUCAAGACGUUCACCGAAAAGGAAGGUGAUCCGGUGCAGGCGCUAAUGUCCAUGUCCGCAAGCACCACAAAGCAGCUGCGCAUCGACCACUGGACGUCCAAGGAAGCCAAGCAGUUCGAUUCGGGUAUCGCACAAGUCAACUCGGACAUGAAGCAGCUCAAAAAGUUCAUUCCUAGCAAGAAAGUGGCCGAAAUUGUGCGCUACUUCGCCGUCUGGAAGAUGGCCAGGAUCAAGGCUGACUUCGAAGCGUCGCAGCAGCACCAGCAACAGCAACCGGUCAAAGCGGCGUCAACUGGCUCGAAGAAGGACAGAGCGAAUGGAGCCAAUCGCCCAUCCUCGACCGCCACUGCGCCAGCGGCUCCCAAGCCUACCACGUCGCGCGCGGUCUCGCCCUCGCUGUCGGUAUACGGUGAUGAUGCACCGUCUGGUCCGGCCACCGCAUGCGCCAUGUGCUCGACCACCUCGAGCCGUAUUUGGUACAAGGGACCUGCCUCGCUCGCCAACCGCGUGCUGUGCGUCAACUGCGGUAUCUACUGGCGCAAGUAUGCUGCUGAGACGUUCAACCCUGACCUCGUAUCGGUCAAUACACGGAACAAGUCGAACACGGCUGUGGCCGCAGCCGCCAACGCCUCUGGCGUCUCCGAAGACGGCCUCGGGGUGGCACCACCGUCCAAACUUGCUCGCACCUCGCGCGAUGGCAAAGGCUCCACGCCGGGUACGAGUCCAGCACCUGCGGCUCCGCCACCGGUGCCGCGCCCGGAACCGCUCAAGUGCGUCAUGUGCAAGCGCAUCGAGCCCAAGAAGAAGCUGGCGCAGUGCAGGCAGUGUUCGCUCAGCGUUCAUCAGGGAUGCUACGGUCUGACCGACGCCGAGAUCGAGAUGGACGUAUGGAUGUGCGAUCCGUGUAACAACGAGCAGACGCAGGAGUCCGCUCUGUUGCCGAGAUGCAUCUUGUGCUCGACCGCGGCGCAGGAGGACUCGGCGGCCAACUCGGCGAAGCAUGCGGCUGCGGCUGGUGGAGGUGAGGGCAAGGCGAGGGGUCGGCCCAAAGCGUCUGCCGUCGCUGCUGAAGAUGCGGUCAAGAGGGAGACGGCUUCCACGCCUAUCGCCGCCAACGUCAUCAAAGCGCCGCUCGGUGCGCUCGACGCCUUCAAGCCUACCGAAUGCAACAACUGGGCGCACGUGCUCUGUUCGGUCUUCAUCCCCGAAGUGGUCUACUCGGACACCACGCGACUCAAGACGGUCGAAUCGUGCGGUAACCUGCCCACCUGGCGCUACGAAUCGCUGUGUUGCAUCUGCAACACGCCUCGCGGCGCUUGCGUCAGCUGUUCCGAACCAAACUGUCGGAAGACGUUCCAUGUCAGCUGUGCACACAACCAGCAAGGCUACACUCUGGCAUUUGAGAUCAUCCCCGUCAAAAGCACGAGGCGCGAGGUCAUUCCGACGUUGACGUUCAAAGGUGAAACCGGACACAUGGUGCCUCAGCUGUGGUGUAGGGACCACAAGGAGGUGGCCAAGAGCAAGAAGCUGUACGAUCUGGCAGAGGUGGAUCAGAAGAGCGGAUUGACGAGCCUGCAGAUGUUUGUGCGGGCCAACAAGAAUCUGAACGAGGGUUCGGGUGCAGGAGAAUAUGCGCUGCUCAGAAGGGCCAAGAGGUACGAUUCGUUGCUCGGCGGUUGGGUUGCAGAAGGAUCGCCCGUUGCAGGCAACAAGAGUCUGACGGGUGACGGAGAAGGGAAGAAGAGCAAGUGUUGCGUCGGAUGCAGGACUGCCUUCUCGCCUUUCUGGUGGAAGCUGCCACCACCUAGCACGUCGACGGCUGGAGGGGAUGCACAAGCGGACGCACUCGGAGUCAAAGCAGAAUCGACCCAGAUCCAGCUCUCGUCGACCACGAAGAAGCAAGGCGAUCUGUGUUGCAACUACUGCAAGCAGACGAGGUAUCAGGAUCGAUUUGUUGAUGUAUAA
Messenger RNA from Pseudozyma hubeiensis SY62, 3462 nucleotides. Its product is annotated as potential Snt2p-like DNA binding protein. The record is from RefSeq and is a predicted model, not a curated record. The transcript has a single exon. Bases 1 to 3462 code for a protein of 1153 amino acids. NCBI's taxonomy places the organism in Eukaryota, Fungi, Basidiomycota, Ustilaginomycetes, Ustilaginales, Ustilaginaceae. Gene Ontology annotation, cellular component: Lid2 complex. Gene Ontology annotation, molecular function: chromatin binding; sequence-specific DNA binding; ubiquitin-protein transferase activity. Gene Ontology annotation, biological process: histone catabolic process.